AUGGUCAAGGUUUUUUAUAAUGCCACGUCACACAAUGUCGGUAUCAACGAGCUGCGCGAAAAUCGCCACCAACUAAUUAACAAGUUGACUGGCGUUGAAAAUCCCGAAAAUUUCGGAAUCACUUUCAAUGGAAAACUGGUCACUGAAGAAAUCGAUCCAUCCAUCAAGGACACGGCGUGUUUUCGAAUUGUGCCAUUGAAAAAACAUCAAGAAGCGGUUGCCAACGAGGAAGAUAUUGAGAAGAUCAUCAAAAGAGCGUAUAGGCAUAAGAAUGAGAGUGUGCAAUUGUCUCUUCACGGCUACGCCACCAAAGAAGUCUGCUUUCCGGGUUUCGCUCACAAAAUUUUGGAAAAAUAUCCAGACCUUAAAAACGAUCCGGUGGUUCUCGUGGGCAUCACCGAUCUCAGCUACUUCUGUUUCAUAUUCGGCGAAAAUAACAAAGAUCAACUCCGCCAAUUCUUCCGUCACCAUCCGAGAUGUAUUCCGGUGUAUCUUGACGCUCUCACAUUGCCGCAAUACGAUGUCAGCAGUCAAUUCUACACAAACAACUCGAUACCAUAUUUCCGAGCGCCAGCCGCCAAUCAACCACCGCCAGUUGAAGCUGGUCCGAUCGCGGCGCCGGCGGCUUCAGUCAUUUCACAACAGGAUUUAGCGUCGGCGUUGGCUUCAAUUCCUACUAACCCUCCAAUGAUUCCACAAGCUCUUCCCGACUACACCGCCCAAUUGGAGCAACUCGCCGAAUUUGGUUUCGCCGACGCCACACUCGGACUGCUGGCCCUUCAGCAAACGAAUGGCGACGUGCAAGCCGCAUUGGAACUCCUUCUCGAUAUGACGCAAUGA
Molecule: messenger RNA, 840 nt
Organism: Caenorhabditis bovis
Lineage: Eukaryota; Metazoa; Nematoda; Chromadorea; Rhabditida; Rhabditidae
Source: the annotation of a GenBank genome assembly